Molecule: messenger RNA, 784 nt
Organism: Brassicogethes aeneus
Lineage: Eukaryota; Metazoa; Arthropoda; Insecta; Coleoptera; Nitidulidae
Source: the annotation of a GenBank genome assembly
AUUCAAGCAGUGCGUUAGUCAGUUUGUAGGUUAGGACACAUGCACAAUAUCCUUUCUUUAGUUGUUUUUUAAUGGAAUAAACAUAGUUUUAAUAUAUAAAAAUGCAGGCAAAUAGCGAAAAUAUCAGUGGAAAUCAAAAUGCAUUCAGCAGAGUCAGUAACAAAUGUUUACCUGGAUUACGCCUUGGUCUAAUACUAUCCCUAGUAAUAUAUCUAGCAAUGCUAAUAGUUGGUAUUUUGGGAAAAAAUGAUUGUCCAGUAAAUAAAUAUAUCCCUUUAUUUUUAAUAAUAACAGGUAUUGUUGGACUUAUUUCUAAACUAACUACAGUCGUGAGGGAUAAAUUAGAAAACUACUUCCCUGUUAAAUAUCUGGAAUCCGCCCUUUAUAUCGUGGAACUUGUUAUUUUUUCUUUGGGUUGCUAUUGGGUUUUAAAAGAGUUCCAGCCUAACUACAACCCAGGUGGAAGCCACUAUUGCAAAAAAUCCGUUUAUCUCCUCUCAUUUAUUUACAUAGCGGUUGCUUUGGCUAUUAUGUUGGCCACAUUGGCUGGUUUCCUGUGUUUUUUGCUUUCGGCGAAGUUCCUGUCCAGUCGUCCAGAAGAAGACCCGGAAGCGCAAAGGCAUAUGAACAAUACUCAUUAAGUCUAAUUAUGGUAUUAUAAUUUUAUUAUGGAAUUCAAAAAAAAUAAUUAACUAAACCUAAAUCUACUUAUUACUUUUUUUAAAUUCCCAAAGUGCACUAAAGUUUUUUAUAUAUUUUUAACAAAUAAAUUAAUCAAAUAACA